This is a messenger RNA of Erythranthe guttata (spotted monkey flower), 527 nucleotides long. Lineage: Eukaryota; Viridiplantae; Streptophyta; Magnoliopsida; Lamiales; Phrymaceae. The record is from RefSeq and is a predicted model, not a curated record.
GAUUUUUUCUAUAUGUGCAGGUCAGCCUGACUUUGGACAUAUCAGCAAACUUGGAGACGCUAUUUACUUGGAAUACAAAGCAGGUCUUUGUAUUUUUAGCAGCAGAAUAUGAAACCCCAAAGAACGCGCUCAAUCAGAUCUCGUUGUGGGAUAGUAUCAUACCCUCCAAAGAGCAAGCAAAACUUAGGAUCGACACAACUAACAAGUACCGUUUUAUUGAUCAAGGAAGCAAUCUACGUGGCAAAGACUUUAAUUUGACAUUGCAUUGGCAUGUAAUGCCAAAGACCGGAAAAAUGCUUGCAGACAAAUUGGUACUGAGUGGCUUUCGUUUGCCCGAGGCCUAUAGGUAAAAGAUUUGCCUUUUAUGACAGACAUAUAUACUACAACUUUUAAGUCUUCCCUUUGUUGGAGGUACAAAUAGUCGAGAUUAUCUUUUUUUAUCAUGCCAGAGAAAUAUUUAUGUGACCCUUCACUAUUUAAUAUUAGAAAAAUCAAGAUUGAGUUUAUACAUUUUUUAUUUGGAUAUU